AUGAGUAAACAUACGUAUACCACAGCGAACCUCACCGAUAAAGAGCUGAAGGAACAGGGAAACAGAUUGUUCAGCCUAAGGCGCUUUGAGGAUGCUAUGAACUGCUAUACAAAGGCUAUUAUAAAAAACCCUUCAGUAGCGACAUACUUCACAAACCGUGCACUAUGCCACCUGAAGAUGAAAAAAUGGGAGGCAACAUGCCAGGACUGCCGUAGAGCUCUGGACAUAGACAAUAAUCAAGUCAAAGGCCAUUUCUUUUUGGGACAGGCAUUAGUUGAACUGGAUUGUUACGAUGAAGCUAUUAAACAUCUGCAUAGAGCAAAUGACUUGGCGCGUGAACAGAAGUUAAACUUCGGCGAUGACAUCGCCGCACAAAUCCGUAUAGCGAGGAAAAAGCGAUGGAACGUACAAGAAGAGAAGAGAAUAGCGCAGGAGAUCGAACUGCAGUCUUAUUUGAAUAGGUUAAUAAAUGAGGAUAUGCAGCGUAGAAUAGAAGCAUUAAAAUUAGAAGCUAAUAACAAGGACGAUGUUAGUAGUAAGGCGUCUAAAAUAGAGGAUGAAUGUAAUAACUACAGGAGUGAAUUAAAUAUACUAUUUUCUAAAAUGGACGAAAGAAGAAGGAAACGUGACGUGCCGGAUUAUUUGUGCGGCAAGAUCAGCUUUGAGAUACUGAACGAGCCGGUGAUCACGCCCAGCGGUAUUACUUAUGAGAAGAAAGACAUCGAGGAGCAUUUGGAGCGCGUCGGUCACUUCGAUCCGGUGACUCGUGUGAAGUUGACAGCGGAUCAGUUAAUUCCUAACUUCACGAUGAAGGAGGUUGUGGACGCGUUCUUGCAGGAGAACGAGUGGGCGCUCGACUACUGA
Messenger RNA from Spodoptera littoralis (African cotton leafworm), 864 nucleotides. Lineage: Eukaryota; Metazoa; Arthropoda; Insecta; Lepidoptera; Noctuidae. The record is from the annotation of a GenBank genome assembly.